ACUGGUUGAAUUUUGAAUGUUUUUUUAAAUGGGGACUUUGAAUGGUAACUUCAUACUGGAUCAGAUCCAGUGACACUAAGCACGUGUUUUUUGGUUUCAUUUAACAAAUCCGUUCCAAACAAACCGCAAAUUAUACAAACAUGGAUUUUGGUAUGGAAGUACAGCACUUAUGAAAAUUAAGCAAAACCCGCAAAGCCGCAAAGUGUCCAACAAAACAAAACAAAGCAGAAAUCGAAAUUUGUUUAUUGAAUUCCCACCAGCCAAUCGCCCGUCCAAUCAACUGGUAAAUAAAUCAAUUUCACGGAUUAAUUUUUUAGCUUUUUCAGCAACAGCGUCCCGUUAAACGCUUAAAUUAUUUAUAAGCCCACCAGAGAGGAAGUUUCCAGGGUGGCACGGGUGGCACGGGGCAGGAGAGCAGAGUUUGACAAUGGCUGCCUAACGGUGAGCACAAUGGCGGCGCUUUGGGCCUAAUUAGCCUCGUGGGCAGCAGCGCCGAGAAUAUUUUGGAAUUGAGAAUUCGGAUUUCGGGGAUUGUCCCCGCAUCCGUGACAAUGUUGGAACGCAUAAUUAGGCGAAAACCCGACUCGCUGCCUGCCACUUCAGAAUGGGGCACAAAUUGGACCUGGACCAUGGACUACGCCCACACCUCAGCAUUGUAUUUCCGUCAAGAAAUCCUGGAGUGUGCCUCAAAAGGCCUCGAAAAAAACCUAGAGGUGGUUUCGGAGUACGGAAAGUGCACUCCCCGGUGGCCUUUAAAAAAGCAGCCUGCGUACUCCCCCUCCAAAAGGACAACGACAGCCACAGCGACAGCGAGAGGAUGUGGACGUGGAUCAGGAUGAGGAUGAGAAUGCGGAGAGCCCCGUGGGCAGGCACACAGAAGCAAAAGCCGGAGUCACCACCUGCCGGAUGGCGCGUGGCUUACAGCCAGCAAUGAAAUGCUUCGGUGGCAGUCACUGGGUGGUGCACGGAAAGUGGGAGUGGGAGGUGGUGGCCAGGUGGGCAACUCGAUUACAAUUACGUGCGCUAAUUGCACUUUAAACGCGUCCGAGCUUGUCACGGCGACGUUUUAUCCAUCCAUCUGUUCGUCCGGCUGUCCAUCCGUCUGUCCGUCCGUCCGUCCGUCCGUCCGUUGCUUGUGUCCGCUCCCCGCACAAUCCUGUUCUUCGUGUUUAUGGCAUUUCCUUUGGCACCACUUACAACGACAUAAGUUUGCAAACAUGAUGUCCUUGGUGGAGCGCAUUAGACGAACUCCUCCCAUCCGACUCGACUCCCAACCGCAACCACAAGCACGACCACGAGCGAGCCCGUGACUAUUCCGGCACUCGCAUUGUAAUAGCCGGGCACUGUUGCUGCUACUUCCACUCGCUCUCGCUCUCGCAGUUGCCGUAAUUCAAAGUGGUGCUAAAUUUAGUAUAAUACACAUCCCGCACAGUGGGGCGUUUUGAUUCUCUCUCUCGCAAAUUCGAAAAUUAUUUUAUAAUAAUUACUAAAUUGCUAGAA
Molecule: messenger RNA, 1500 nt
Organism: Drosophila miranda
Lineage: Eukaryota; Metazoa; Arthropoda; Insecta; Diptera; Drosophilidae
Exons: 2
Coding region: 605-934 (109 amino acids)
Source: RefSeq, a predicted model, not a curated record